GGUGGAGUAAUAUUGGGUCCUUCGGUGCUUGGACAAAACGAAACAUUUGCCAAUGCAGUUUUUCCUCUAAGAAGUGUCAUGGUGAUUGAAACAAUGGCAAAUAUUGGUCUCCUCUAUUUUCUGUUCUUGGUAGGGGUGGAAAUGGACAUAACAGUGAUGCGAAGCGUGGGUAGAAAAGCUGUGGCUUCGGCAAUGGUUGGCAUGAUUUUACCUUUCCUCGUUGGAGUUGCAUUCUCCUACCUUUUGGCCAAAAAAACCGAUACUCAUAUAAACCAAGGCACAUACAUUCUAUUCCUUGGUGUUGCUCUCUCUGUCACUGCAUUUCCCGUCCUUGCUAGGAUUCUAGCUGAGCUUAAACUCGUUAACACAGAGUUGGGGAAGCUUGCUCUUUCAGCUGCACUCAUCAAUGAUGUGUGUGCUUGGAUUCUCUUAGCUUUGGCCAUUGCACUAGCUGAGAAUAAUGCAACUUCCUUGGCUUCUCUCUGGGUCCUACUCUCUGGUGCUGCAUUUGUAGCCGUUUGUGUUUUUGCUGUUCGACCAGCAGUUGAAUGGCUGAUUAGGAAAACCCCUGAAGGAGAAACUUUCAGUGAGUUUUAUAUAUCUCUUAUUCUAGCUGGGGUCAUGGUCUCAGGCUUCAUCACUGAUGCAAUUGGAACUCAUUCUGUUUUUGGAGCUUUUGUGUUUGGUUUGGUAAUCCCAAAUGGACCACUCAGUUUUACUCUUGUGGAAAAGCUGGAGGACUUUGUUUCCGGGCUUCUGCUACCUCUCUUUUUUGCCAUAAGUGGGCUAAAAACCAACUUAGGACUCAUCAAUGGCUCAUACACCUGGGCGAUUCUUCUUCUAGUCAUUUUUCUGGCCUGCAUUGGCAAAAUUCUUGGCACCCUUUUGAUUGCACUGCUUUAUCAAAUGCCAAUACGUGAAGGAGCUGCCCUGGGUUUACUCAUGAACACAAAAGGUCUCGUUGAAAUGGUGGUGCUUAAUGUUGGGAAGGACCAGAAGGUUUUUGAUGAAGAAUCAUUUGCAGUGAUGGUCGUUAUAACAGUCAUAAUGACUGCCAUUGUAGUACCUGCCAUAUCAGUCAUUUAUAGACCCUCAAGGAGCAGCAUAUAUUACAAAAGAAGAACAGUUGAGAUAUCAAAAUUAGAUACUGAGUUCAGACUCCUAGUGUGUGUGCACACCCCUCGAAACGUUCCAACAAUGAUCAACCUUCUUGAAGCCUCAAACCCAUCAAAGAACUCCCCAAUAUGUGCCUAUGUGCUCCAUCUGGUGGAACUCAGUGGUCGCACAUCAGCCAUGCUCAUUGUUCACAACACAGCAAAACCAGACCUCCCUGCCCUUAACAGAACCGAAGCUCAAUCCGACCACAUAAUCAAAGCCUUUGAAAACUACGAGCAGCAUGCUUCAUUCAUCGCAGUGCAGCCCUUGACAGCGAUCUCUCCCUAUUCCACCAUGCAUGAAGACAUAUGCAAUUUGGCAGCAGACAAACGUGUGUCCCUCAUCAUUGUUCCUUUUCAUAAACAACAAACAGUUGAUGGCGGCAUGGAAGCUACAAACAUGGCUUAUAGAGCCAUCAACCAGAACGUGCUAGCAAACGCACCAUGCUCGGUAGGAAUUCUAGUAGAUAGAGGCUUAAGUGGCUCUAACCGUUUGGCUGGAAACCAAGUGUCUCAUAACGUAGCAGUGUUGUUCUUCGGAGGGCCAGAUGAUAGAGAGGCAUUGUGCUAUGGAUGGAGAAUGGUGGAACAUCCUGGGAUUAGCCUCACCAUAAUGCGUUUUAUCCCAGGUGAACAGGCAGAGCCAUCGUGCCCACAACAAGACAGCAAAAACAUGGAUGGACCAAGGGUGCUGCUGACAGUGCAAACAGAUAGGGAUAUACAAAAGCAACUUGAUGAAAAACUUAUACAAGAAUUUAGGAUGAGAUGUGGGAGUGGUGAUUCAGUUGAUUAUGUUGAGAAGGUAGUUAAAAAUGGGGAAGACACAGUGGCUGCAAUAAGAAGCAUGGAUGAUGCUCAUGAUCUUUUCGUUGUUGGGAGAGGUCAAGGGAUGAUAUCACCUCUCACUGCAGGACUCACUGAUUGGAGUGAAUGUCCUGAAAUGGGAGCCAUUGGAGAUUUGCUAGCAUCUUCUGAUUUUGCAGCCACUGCUUCAGUUUUGGUGGUGCAACAAUACAUUGGCCAAGUAUAUCCAGGAACGGAAACACCUAAUGGUGAUGAUUAUAUCGAUUUUAGCCAUUGUUCUAUAUCACCUGCACCUAAUACAAUUAGAGCAUUUUAAACCUAAACCAUGUAAAGUACAAAACAUUUUCUCUCUUUUCUUUUUCCUAUGUUCCUUCCAUUUUUGU
Molecule: messenger RNA, 2341 nt
Organism: Vigna unguiculata (cowpea)
Lineage: Eukaryota; Viridiplantae; Streptophyta; Magnoliopsida; Fabales; Fabaceae
Product: cation/H(+) antiporter 15-like
Biological process (GO): proton transmembrane transport; regulation of pH
Cellular component (GO): membrane; endomembrane system
Molecular function (GO): antiporter activity
Source: RefSeq, a predicted model, not a curated record